AUGUGUCUCAAAAUCAUUGCAGUUAUGGACGUUUUCAAUCAAGUUCGCAUGUUGUAUGGCACAAUCAUUGACCAAUGUACCAAUGAGAAUUGUCCGCAGAUGACAGCAGGACCAACCUAUGAGUACUUCUGGACAGAAAAUGACAGAAUGUAA
Ostertagia ostertagi is the source of this 153-nucleotide messenger RNA. The record is from the annotation of a GenBank genome assembly. Lineage: Eukaryota; Metazoa; Nematoda; Chromadorea; Rhabditida; Trichostrongylidae.